Messenger RNA from Aspergillus novofumigatus IBT 16806, 246 nucleotides. RefSeq lists its product as uncharacterized. The record is from RefSeq and is a predicted model, not a curated record. Lineage: Eukaryota; Fungi; Ascomycota; Eurotiomycetes; Eurotiales; Aspergillaceae. The transcript has a single exon. The annotation marks the transcript as partial.
ACCAUCGUUGUUGAAGCCACGCGUGAAGAAGGCAUUGACAUCACCGACCAAAAACUAAAAAUCUUAACUGCAGAUGCUGUCCAGGCCAGCGACGUUGUUAUCACUAUGGGCUGCGGCGAUGCUUGCCGCUUCUUCCCAGGCAAGCGCUACCUUGAUUGGAGACUCGAUGAUCCCGCCGGGCAAACCUUUGAUGCUAUACGCCCUAUACGUGACGAAAUCCGUCGUCGAGUCGAGAAUCUAAUCUGA